CUUCUUUCCCUGGCAACACUGAAUUCGAUCAUCUUCUGUCUCAUGUCUCGUGAUAAGAAUAAUUUUUCGGUGUGAAAAAUCACAAUUUGAGUAAAAUUUACGAUUCUAAUUAAUUUAUUAGUUUAAUUAACUCAAGAAAAAUGUUCCCCAGGACGCUCUCUUUGCUACGAGGUACAGCUCAGCGAUCAAAUUUCCAAAUUUCCUGCAGAAACACCAAAAGUACCGCUUACUACGAGCCACCUUAUCUGGAGUCAUCGAAAGCAAAGUAUCCAGUAUACGAAGCACUAACCGUCCAGGUAAAAGGAUACGAUUACCCUCAGCUGGAAAAUUUUCAAAAAUAUGCUCAUACAAUGGCAACUUACAUGGAUAUUCCCGUAGAAUACUGUUGGGCUCAUCCGGCAAGACAUCACGAAGUGCGAAGAUUCAAGCAUCAUAGUUCUGCUAUCGAUGCUACUUAUAAGAUUUUAACGUGCGAAAGGAAUUUAAAAAUUGUAAAUGUCGAUUCGUUGGUACUUCCUUUAUACAUCGAAGUUCUUCAUACAGCUCUACCAGAAGGCUCAAAGUUGAGCGUAUUUACAUUCGAUCCCGAGCAUGAAAAAGAUCGAUAUGUACCGGAUCACGAUCUGAUAUCGAAAAUGAAAGAAUUAGACGAACUUGGAGGUCCUCCGCGUGAUGCUGUGCCAAUUCCUAAAUUCUAAUUCGGUUUCGUAUUGUAAUAAAAUUAUUUGUAUUCUGUUUGUAAAUAAAUAAAAAAAAUUUAUUUCAAUGUAAAAAA
Molecule: messenger RNA, 775 nt
Organism: Planococcus citri (citrus mealybug)
Lineage: Eukaryota; Metazoa; Arthropoda; Insecta; Hemiptera; Pseudococcidae
Gene: mRpL48
Product: mitochondrial ribosomal protein L48
Exons: 4
Coding region: 141-698 (185 amino acids)
Cellular component (GO): mitochondrial ribosome
Source: RefSeq, a predicted model, not a curated record